Molecule: messenger RNA, 2082 nt
Organism: Puntigrus tetrazona (Sumatra barb)
Lineage: Eukaryota; Metazoa; Chordata; Actinopteri; Cypriniformes; Cyprinidae
Gene: zp3f.2
Product: zona pellucida glycoprotein 3f, tandem duplicate 2
Exons: 12
Coding region: 180-1166 (328 amino acids)
Biological process (GO): binding of sperm to zona pellucida; positive regulation of acrosome reaction; egg coat formation
Cellular component (GO): extracellular matrix
Molecular function (GO): acrosin binding
Source: RefSeq, a predicted model, not a curated record
UUUUCGGUUUCUUGUUAGAUCCAAAAAUCCAGUAACCAUGCCGAAAUGAUAUAAAGCUGUUCGUUACUAAAACGUUUUUUUGCCAGCUGUUACAAAUUACUGAUUAGACCCAGUAGCAGAAUUCAGUCGCUUACAGAGAGCGUUUGGUUUGCGUCUCAUUGGAUUUGGGCUGCCUGAUCAUGAUUUACUUAUGUCUAGGAUUUUUUGUUUUUGCAGUUGCCACACCAUUUGAAGUGUCUGGAGAUAGUCAUAAUGAUAUUCAAAUUACAUGUGGGGAGCAAUCUGUUUAUGUUAUUUGGAAAGUGGACAAAUCGAUGACUGGAAAUCCUACUCGUCUUUUUCUGGGUACUUGUUUUCCUUCACGCUUCUCGAAUAAGACCAAUGGAGCAGUUGCAGAAUUUUACUAUGGACUUACUGAUUGCGGCUUCAGACGUAUGGCAACAUGGAAAUACUUGGUGUAUGAGAACAAGCUGAACUACAGGCCACUGCCAAAGCCCCACCCUCCUUCUUUCAGCUAUCCAGUUAGAUGUGUUUAUGACAGACCGAAGGGUUGGACUCCUGCUUUCCAGAGCUCUUCUGCUGGUUUUAUUCAAGGUCAUGGAGAACUGGCCUUUAACAUGGCAAUUCUGAAUUAUAAUUUCAGUGGCCCUGCAGAAUCCAAUGUCUUUCCACUGGGAUCUUUUGUUCCUAUAUGGGCCGGUGUUAACCAGCAAGCCCAUCAACCUCUGCUGCUGCUUCUGGAGGAAUGUGUAGCCUCCACAACAUUUGAAAUCUACCCAGAUACUCUUACAUACCCACUCAUCACCAACAAAGGGUGUCUCGUGGAUAGUAAGAAGAGCUUUUCCAGGUUUUUGCCAAGGUAUCACUCCUCCUCGAUUAUUCUUAACCUACAAGCUUUCAGAUUCGCUGUGGGACAAGAGGUCUAUAUCCAUUGCAAACUAAUUGCAUGGGACCCUGACAACCUCAACGAAGCAAAUAAAGCCUGCAAUUAUAAUCAAACCACAGGAGAAUGGGAGCUUCUAGACGACCCAUUCCAGAAUUCUCUUUGUCAGUGCUGUGAUUCAACAUGUCAAGUUCGUGAAAAGCGGGACACCAAUUCUGCACCUCAAGGACUGGUACUAAAGUCAGUGUUGGGACCUCUGACAUUUACAGAAGUUUCACCAUGAUGCUACUCCGUGCCAUUCUUUCUCUUAUGCUGAGUGGCUGUCUAGUAAUGCAAUGGAUGACUGACAGGUGCUGAAUGAUUGAUUGGAGAGAGUGAUGAGUGGUGGUCCAUGAAGGCAUGCCUUUUUUUGACUGUUCCAUCUUUUAUGUAAAACAUAACAUCUCCUUUUGAGUCUGUUAUUUGAAGCUUUCUUUCUGUAAUCGCUUCCUCUAAAAUAAAAAAAAAAUGGAGAACUCUGUUUUAUCUACAUGAGGGUGGGAAACAUUGCAGGACACCGGCCCUCCAGAAUCAGAGUUUUGCUUCAACCCUAAUCAAACACACCUGAACCAGCUAAUCAAGGUCCACAGGACGCAGUUAGGCUUUUUUUUUUUUCAGGGUUGGAGACAAAAUCUGCUGGAAAGUGGCCCUCCAAGAUCAAUGUUCCCUACCCCUGGUCUACAUAGAUGGCUCAUAAAUUAGCUCAGUAUUUCCUUAAGAUAUGUAUUAAAACAGAUUACUAAGGAAGCAAGGUAUAGCAUGUCUUGUGGUAAACUCUUUGAGUACAGUAAAAUUCCUUCAGAAACUUGGAACUCUGGUUAAUAUGAUUUGUAUAAAAUGAAGAUCUCCGCUCUGGGUGUGAAAUGAAAAUGCAGGUCCUCAAUGACUCAUAAAAACAGUAGCCUGUGUUUUCUAAUGCUGCCUGGGAGUGAUUAUUCCAGGAAGUAAGUGUUAAAGAGUUAUUUUUGUAAUUGUUUCCAGAAUUGUCAUAAUGUAAGGGGGUUGAUUCUAUCCUAUCCUAGCAGUAUAAAGUCACACAAACAGACCUUAGACUAAUACAGGAGUAGGCCCUACUUCAAUAGAAACAUGAGGACAAUAUUUUAUAAAAAUGCCUUAUUAAAAACAUAACUGGUGUGCAUCUAAUACACUAAUACCGGGGU